AAGUCUCCAAGGCAAUCAGUUUUUAAACCUCUUUCACCAUGGAAGCCCUAGUCUUCCUGUUUGCCAUUUUGGCAGUGCUGGCUCCAACCACUGCAGAAAACUGUAUGGUAAUUAUUCGAACCGACAUUCCUGCUCGGGAUCCAGUGUACCUUAAAGUAGUCAAUGGCCAGGCAGAUCUUUGGGCACCAAAUGGUCCGGCCCUGAUUUGGAACUCGACUAAUGAGGUGACUGCACUGCUUUGCUCCGGAAGUAAUAAUGCGUUGGUGGCAACGGAUAUGGCUACGAGUCACAAGACGUGCAUUGAGAGAACUACCUUCAACGUCGAGGGAGUACAUGCUACCUCACAGGAACUGCAGUGCCGUAAUCAGAUCACCGGAGAUACAAUCAACACUGGACAAUCUUGUGGCGGACGUGGUACAUUGCUAUACUUAGGAUUCAACUCGCAAGUUUACGGUUUCAUUCCGUACAUUCAUUCGUGCAUGGACAUGCAACGUGCUUCUCUUUUGUGGACCAGGCACAUUCUUCCCGGUGCUGCUGUUGCUGGUGCGAUGAUUGAGUCUUCUCGUCCAGCGUUUAAGGUAGCAGGAAUGCCGGCUCAUGUACGACCGGCUACUUCGUACACUCAGGCUUCCCAGUUGACCCGAUUAACGGAGCUUUUGGGAUCAGUGGAGCAAGCUGCGAAGUUUGUGUUUACAAAUUCAUUCAUGGCCAGAGGGCACAUGUCUCCCGACGCGGAUGGAACAUAUAGGAGUUGGCAGUUCACUACGUACUUUUUCACUAACGUUGUUCCGAAGUGGCAGGUGGUCAACAAUGGAAACUGGGCCCGCGUAGAACGAGUAACACGCGAUACAGCUCUAAACCUACAUGAGGACCUUGUGAUUAUCCAAGGCACGGAUGGCAUACUAACCCUGCCGCACGAAGAUGGAAGACAAAUUCCUAUCACGCUGGAAGAUGGAGGUAUUGAGGCACCCCAAUGGCUAUGGAAGAUUAUCAAAUCUCCAAAGCUGGACGCAGGGAUUGCAUUUGUUACGUCAAACAAUCCCUUCAAAACGGACAUUCAUCCGCUGGAUUUCAUAUGCACUGACAUAUGCAGCCAAACAGGGUGGGCACAGGACGAGUAUGCCGAUUUUGCUCGUGGUUAUACGUAUUGCUGUGAUCCGAACGAACUUAUUGCUAACGUGCCUACCGCAUCCGCAGAGGGUCGUGUGGGAAGAGUUUUACUGACGACUAUGUUGUAAAUAUUAAAUUGACGAAAUAAUCAAUGAUAUGU
Messenger RNA from Ochlerotatus camptorhynchus, 1270 nucleotides. RefSeq lists its product as uncharacterized. Gene Ontology annotation, molecular function: single-stranded DNA endonuclease activity; nucleic acid binding; RNA endonuclease activity. The transcript is spliced from 2 exons. Gene Ontology annotation, biological process: apoptotic DNA fragmentation. Lineage: Eukaryota; Metazoa; Arthropoda; Insecta; Diptera; Culicidae. Gene Ontology annotation, cellular component: mitochondrial inner membrane; nucleus. The record is from RefSeq and is a predicted model, not a curated record. Bases 39 to 1238 code for a protein of 399 amino acids.